Molecule: messenger RNA, 687 nt
Organism: Quercus lobata
Lineage: Eukaryota; Viridiplantae; Streptophyta; Magnoliopsida; Fagales; Fagaceae
Exons: 1
Coding region: 1-687 (228 amino acids)
Source: RefSeq, a predicted model, not a curated record
AUGAGGCAACUUAUAAGACACAUAGAGGAGUACAAACGCCUGGAGGAUGAUCGGCUGCAUAACAGAGGGAAAGCUCCAUUACUCGGGAGAUCUCGGCAAGGCGUUGUGUCGGCAAGACCAAAAAAAGACUUCAGGAUGCAGGAAUCAGAGGUGCAAAUUGAAGGAGUUAAUGUGGCGUUCAAAGAGCCGGUGCACAAAAUCUUAGAUCGGAUCAAGAAGGAAUCAUUCUUCCAGUGGCCAAACAAGAUGGGGGGUGACCCAUCUCGGAGGAACCAAAACCUGUACUGCACAUACCAUAGAGACAAAGGGCACACCACCGAGCAGUGUCGGGUACUAAAAGAUCAUCUCGGGCAGCUAGUAAAGGCAGGGUACCUGAAAGAGUUUGUAGUAGACUCCACUGACCAAGAAGCUGGCCAGGGUGUUCAACAGAAAAGGAACCCCAUCUCGCCACCACUGGGGGUGAUCGAAGUCAUCCACACAGCACCAAGAGGUACGGUAGCAACUAAAAGGGUAUUGAUAGUGGCUUGCAUGGAAAGAGAUUUAGCCGAGAAGAAAAAGAAAGUUGAACGGCUGACCAUCUUGUUUGGAGAAGAGGAUUUGGAAGGGACGGUCCAGCCUUAUGAUGAUGCGUUGGUAGUAACAGCUCAGAUAAGUGGGUUCCUGGUGAAGAGGGUAAUGAUAAACUAA